UUUUUGCAAUGGACUGAAUUGUAUUUGUUUACUUUAAAUAAAAUUUUGUUUCAAAGAUUUUUUUUAACGCAUCAGUUGCUUCGCAAGAGAUAGAAGAUUGAAAAUUUUUGAGGUUUAAUUUUAAAUACGAAUUUGGUACUCAGUUACUAAGAUGUCACAAGUUUUCGAUACUUCUCAAUGGAUCACAUUCUUCACUAGAGCCGGUCUUCCUCCAAAUGUUGCAGCAAAUUAUGCACUCAUUUUCUCUGACAAUCGUAUACAGCUAAACAUGUUGAUGGAUUUAUCAAAGGAAUAUUUGUAUGACAUGGGAAUAAAAAUCAUGGGUGAUGUAAUUGCAAUUUUGAGAUAUGCAAAAGAAUUUCAUACACAGUUAGCCAAAGAAAGAGCAAUUGGAAUAACAACAUCAAGUCUGAACAAAAGUGCAGUUGCAGAACGCAUGGUUGGGCACUAUACCAGACCUAGCAAAGCUUCUCCAAACAGGUUGUCUCUGUCCAGGAAUGAUCAAAUUGCUGAACGUAUGGUUGGGCACUAUACCAGACCUACCCCAGCUUCUCCUAAAAGAUUGCUCCUGUCUAGAAAUGAUCAAAAAAUUCCUAAAAAAUCAACUGUGAUUAGUUUAAAGAGACCUGCAGAAGAUAAUCCUGCACCCAAAAAAAUUCGACGUGUUCCUCCGGAAGAAGAGGGUGCAUACAAAAUUAAGAUGCCACUGGGAAUUACGGAAAAAACUCGGAAACUUUUAAAACAACAGCAGCAACAAUCUCUUGGUAAAAAAUCAGUAUUUGCACGACUUGGUGAUAGUGCUGUCAGUAGUUCUACAGAUACUACUACAAAGAGCACAUCAUCUGUUUUUGAAAGAUUAGGUGCAUCUAAUAAAAAUAGUGAUAAUGUUCCCACAUCUACAGUGCUUGGUGAAACCAAGAAAAAGAAGGGUGCUCCAUUACAAUAUCAAGGUGUAUUAAAAAUGACUACAUUUGGCAAAACUAGAACAGUCUCCUCAAGUCCACAAAAUAAGGCCCCUGUAUCGUCUCGAACUGUAUUUAAGCCUGGUACUGGAUUUCGUGGCAUUACCAAAACUGUUAAUUAUAACAGAAUCAAUGCUAUAUUACAAUCCAAGGACUCGGUGAAAAACAAAAAUUCUCUGAGUUCACAAGGAAUCUUUGGUAGUUCUUUGCCUGUUUCACAAAGAUUGGGUGUUAAAAGUAGAUUGGGCAAUCAGCUAAAACAGCACUUGAGUAAAAAUAAUGUUGUUCUAAAAACAAAGAAAAAUGUCUCGAAGAAUACAUCUGUUUUUUCAAGAUUAGGAAGGUAAACUCUUGUGUAGCUGGAUAGAAUUCACACCUAUCUUCACGCUGGAAAGUCUAGAUCUGUGCAUUUACAUUGGGGGAAGUUGCAACAAGGUUGUAACCAAGGUUUCCAUAGUGUAUUAAAGAAACUAAAUUGAUC
This is a messenger RNA of Uloborus diversus, 1443 nucleotides long. RefSeq lists its product as uncharacterized. Lineage: Eukaryota; Metazoa; Arthropoda; Arachnida; Araneae; Uloboridae. The coding region runs from base 152 to 1309 and encodes 385 amino acids. The transcript is spliced from 11 exons. The record is from RefSeq and is a predicted model, not a curated record. Gene Ontology annotation, cellular component: nucleus.